AUGUGUGAGUGUUUCAAUAGCUUCAUAUUGGAUGCAAGAGAAAAACCAAUUAUCUCUUUGCUUGAAUCUAUUAGAAACCUCUUGAUGACAAGAAUUCAGAUAAAUAGAGAAAAAGCACUUAAGUGGGAUGGUCCUCUCUGUCCUAAGAUUAAGCAAGUGUUGAUGAAGACAAUGAAAGAAGCUGGAGAGUGCAUUCCAAUAAGGUCUGAUGAGUGGAAUUUCCAAAUUAUGGGACCUUCAACUCAGCACAGUGUUGAUGUUAGAGAGAGGAGGUGCAGCUGCAGGAAAUGGGAUCUCACUGGAAUCCCUUGUAAACAUGCAUGUUCUGCUAUCUGGUGCAGAAAUGAAGAUCCAGAAUCUUAUGUGCACAAUUGUUACAAAGUGGAGACCUAUCUGAAAUGCUAUGAAACUCCUAUCUUUCCUUUAAAUGGACCUGAAUUGUGGCCUGCCAGUACAAUAGAGCCUCCAUUACCACCCAAUUACACAGACAAAGUAGGUAGGCCUCAAAGAAUUAGGAGGAGAGAAGCAGAUGAGCCACCUGUUGCAAAAAAUCCUCAUAGGCUGGUUGGAGUUAAAAGAUCAAACAAGUGCAGAACAUGUGGAGGCACAAACCACAACUCUAAAACAUGCAAAAAGAGGAAGUUUUCACAGGUUCAAGAAGGGAGCAAGGGUGAUGGUAUGAGUGCUGAGCAAGGAAACCAAAGGAAUGAAGUUGAAGCUUCAACUCAAGCUUCAGUUUCAACUCCACAAGUACCACAACCACCAAUUCAGACUGCAAAAGAUAAAGAAAAAUUACAGUUUAGAAGACCUUAG
Molecule: messenger RNA, 813 nt
Organism: Erythranthe guttata (spotted monkey flower)
Lineage: Eukaryota; Viridiplantae; Streptophyta; Magnoliopsida; Lamiales; Phrymaceae
Source: RefSeq, a predicted model, not a curated record